Prunus mume (Japanese apricot) is the source of this 1610-nucleotide messenger RNA. NCBI's taxonomy places the organism in Eukaryota, Viridiplantae, Streptophyta, Magnoliopsida, Rosales, Rosaceae. The record is from RefSeq and is a predicted model, not a curated record.
UUUAUAAACACACCCAAAAAGUUGACUUUGAGGUUGAUUUUGGGUGUGUUUCUAUAUUUAAAUAAUACUUGAAUUUUUUUAUAAAUACAUGUCUAGAAUUGGAUUUAUUUAUAAAUUUGUAUUGAAAAAAAUGUGUCGUCCAAGAGCUAUAGACUGCAGUCUUGGAAAACCAAUACUUAAGUGAAACCGUUGGAAGACUUGGCGGCAUUAGGAAAAGGAAAAACUAAAAUAAAAAAGACAAGGACCUAAGAGAAAAUGCAGUAGCUUGACACGUGGCAGUUUAUUUCAGUUGCCUCCUGUAUGAUUACAGACUAUUCUGGAAAGAACUGGUUUCCUCGAUCAACUGUUCCCAGAAUGAAAGUUCUAAAGAAAGCUAAGGGAACACCCAGAAAGGACUUGUCUUUCCCUUCCUUAUUCCAAUUUUCUCUCUGUGAUUCUGUUAAUUCGCGUUCUAGAGGAGACGAUGGCGGCGUACAGAUGGAAGUGCUUCGACGAGAACGAAGACCGUCCCGAAAAGCCUCGAAGCUAUGGCGUCACGGAAAUGAGAAGCCCCCAUUACACCCUCUUAAGCCAAAACGUCCUUCAGGAUAUUUUUGAGUCCGUGGGGCAGUUCGUUGAUGGGUUGAAGUUUGCUGGAGGUUCCCAUAGCUUGAUGCCCAAAUCGUUUAUUAAGGAAGUGACUGAUGUUGCUCACAAACAUGACAUAUAUGUCAGCACUGGUGACUGGGCUGAAAAUUUGCUUCGCAAAGGUCCCUCAGCUUUCAAAGAGUAUGUGGAGGAAUGCAAGAGCUUGGGGUUUGACACAAUCGAGUUGAAUGUGGGAUCUCUUGGAAUUCCUGAAGAAACUCUUCUGAGAUUUGUGCGCUUAAUUAAGAGCGGUGGCCUGAAAGUGAAACCUCAGUUUGCAGUCCAGAUUAACAAGUCUGACAUUCCCAUAGGGGAUAGAGCAUUUGGAGCCUUUUUGAUUGAUAUCAUGACCAUUGUCUCUGUUUGCACAGAAUUUGUUGAAGAUGUUGAUCUGCUGAUUAGAAGGGCUGAGAGAUGCUUAGAAGCAGGGGCUGACAUGAUAAUGAUUGAUGCUGAUGAUGUCUGUAAACAAGCUGAUUCAAUGCGAGCAGACAUAAUUGCGAAGAUCAUUGGGCGUCUUGGUGUUGAGAAGACCAUGUUUGAAGCAUCAAAUCCAAGAGCAUCAGAGUGGUUCGUCAAACAGUAUGGUCCAAGGGUGAAUCUGUUUGUGGAUCACUCCCAAGUGAUGGAUCUGGAGUGCCUCCGGGGACGAAGCUUGGGUAAAAACCAUACAUCUGUGCUGGGCUCCUCGUAUUUUCUGUUCUGAACUUUUUGUAAUAAGAAGGGGGAGAAAGUUAUGGUAAUAUGUGUGUGUCUCUUGUUGGAUCUGGUCUUGUUGUCUUGUGAAUUUGUGCUGUUGAUGUAACCUUGUUCAAUAUAACCUUUGUUCCAUUGUGUAAAACAUUACUUUCUAAGAUUUUGAGAAUCAUUGUUGCAACUGAUCUCCACUCAUGAAACUCAUGACUUUUGUCUCCUCACACCAAGCUGAAAUUCAAUGAUGUAUUUGUAUUACAAUACAGUAUUUAUGAUAUUUCCACCAGCAA